This is a messenger RNA of Hypomesus transpacificus, 4880 nucleotides long. Its product is annotated as tumor necrosis factor receptor superfamily member 9-like. Gene Ontology annotation, biological process: regulation of cell population proliferation. The transcript is spliced from 8 exons. Gene Ontology annotation, molecular function: cytokine binding; signaling receptor activity. The coding region runs from base 2060 to 3010 and encodes 316 amino acids. NCBI's taxonomy places the organism in Eukaryota, Metazoa, Chordata, Actinopteri, Osmeriformes, Osmeridae. The record is from RefSeq and is a predicted model, not a curated record. Gene Ontology annotation, cellular component: external side of plasma membrane.
CUGCACAAGCGCUGCGUGGUACUCCACCACACUCACGUGUGGGAGGAAGUGCUGAGCAGGCUGUGGAAGGAAGUGAUGCUGUGAACAAGCUAUAUGCUGAGGGGGAGUAGCAGGGUGUUAGUGCGUACUGUGACAUGUUUGCUUUAGAGCUAGUCUCUCUUCAGCCACAGCAGGCUGUCCUUGUCAAAAUACAGAGGCAGUGUGUUGACCAUUGUGUAUGAGGGAGGAGGUCCUUUUGGAAAGUCUUCAGAGGGUUGGUAGUGACGUAGUUUCAGUAUGAGUAUCUUGUGCUAUAAUAAAACCCACAGCCUUGACUAUCAUAGCUUUCUUAGCCGUCACAAUGGCUUACAGAAGCAGUCAAGUUGGUCAAUGGACCAACCUCCAACAGUGGUUAGUACCAACGAACAUUCUGUUAGCAAAAAAUCAUUACAAAUGGAUCUCAACUGAUCUCAACAAUAUCAUUAGCCCAACUAUUGCAUAAAAUACAGUAGAGCGACAACAACUUUAUCAUAUCUUAAGCAUAUCAUUGACAUUUUUCCCAGGUGCUACUGUAUCUGUAUUACAAAAAGGUGGUGGUAGAACAUCAGUGAAGAUAUGCUAUCCAGAUGUGUCUAGAUUCUGUAGUUGACCAGGAGGUCAGAAACCUGGAAAGGUUAGAAACAUAUAGGAUUGUCAGCAUAGCAUUGGUGGUAGGAGGUGCUUUGUGACUUGAUGACCAAGAAGAGUGAUAUAGGAUUGAACAGAACGGGUCCCUUCAUACCCUUAUGCUCAAAUAGUUAUGGCCAGGAUAGACGCCUCUGUGGUGUUAGGAAGAAGAUUAAUGACAAGAGAUCUUAAAAAUAACUAGAGCAGAGAUGGGGGGCGACUGAGUUUACAGAAGGCAUGAUAUUGAUCUUUGCUGUUCUUACUGGCAAAGUGGAGUUCUGAACUCGACGUAGGUUUGAAGGAGGUCUUUCUUUUUGGCAUCUGAAAGCCUACGCGAGUGGUAAAUUGCGACGGUGGGCAGGAAGGGUCAAAAAGGAGAACAAAAGAGCAAAAAGGAGGACAUGCCACAUUGGUCCGGCCAAAGGGCUAGAAAUCCAGAUGUUUGGUCACCCUAGGAGACAAUGGGGUUACAUACCGUACAACGUAGGGGUGGCUGACUCAUCAUUAACCAUUAUACAAAUCGGUUCAGCGAAUGUAUUUCCGGAAAGGGGAAAUGCAGGCAAUACAGGAUUUGUCUUUCCCAGAAAGUGUGUAAGAUCAGGAUCAAGACAGCUCCUGGACUUUCCUGAUAGUAAUCGGAGACACCGUAACAAACGAAGAAAGGGACUCCUUGGUACUUUUUAGUUUUGUUUCUGUUUAAUUAUUAUCUGUAGAGGGACGUCCCUAUAUAAUUACAAAAGUAAAACCUCGAGAAGGUGACCUCACCCUCUAUUACUUGCGAAGUAAAAAAAAAAAGCAGCACACAAGAACAGCUGAUAAACACGUCUUACUAAUAUCAUGUGUUCAAGGUGAUCCAUCAAUUAAACGAUCUUGUGCUCUAUCUAUCGCAGAGGUCAUGAGAUGCUGAAGUCGACGUGUCUCUUUAUCGUCAUUUUGAAACGCGUCAUAACAUAUCAUAACAUAUUUCCUUUUCCAAUGUAGAGUAAGGAGACAAGAAUAAAAAGACCCAAAUAGGAAAUAAACUGUCAGUCCAGAAUAUAACCUUGCUGACGAUUUGCUUGUUGGCAGUUACACGUAAGACUAUUUGUAGUAUCAUGCCAACCAAUGCCAAAGAGAAGUCCAACAUGUAAACGUGUUCUUAAAAAAACUUUAACAAAAGUGUGAUAAUCAGACAAUAAUAUCCAACAAUUUCAAAGAUACCAUUGAGGUUCAGUUUAAUAAAGAAAACCAGACCAGCACUUCACUGUAGGCUACAUGUUUAUGAUGCAUUUAAAAAGUAACCACUAGGCUCAGCCAUAGAGGCUACAAGCUCCUCCUACCAUAUAUAUGAAGACGCUUCUGAUACUUAACCUGCAUCAACAAGAGGCUACACUUGAGAGCGGAUGAGUGUGCUGGACUGCUCCUUGCUGUCAGAAUGCUGGGUGUGAUCUACAGCCCUACUCUGAACCCUGUGAGAGCUAUGGAUCUACUCAUCUUGGCUUGGUGUUUCGCUCUGCUCCCAGCUGGCUGUAUCAGUGCUGAAGAGACAGCAAUAGGCUGUAUGCGAUGGGAGCCCCAUAAAACUACAGAUGUCUGCUGUGUUCAUUGCAAACCAGGGAACCGUGUAGUUAGCCGCUGUGGUCCAGAUCCCAAAGAACUGUGUACUCCUUGUGAGGAAGGCACCUACACAAAAGACCCUUUAAAGUUUGACUGUAAACAAUGUACCACGUGUACAGGUGCCUUUAUUCUUAAAAAAAGGUGUACAACCACCAAGGACACUGAGUGUGACUGUUCAGCGGGGUAUAAAUGUGGUGAUGAAGGCUGCACCUUCUGUGUCAAAGAGUGUGGCAAGGGCGAAGAGCCUACAAAUCAACGAUCUUGCCAAAAGUGUCCUCAGGGGACAUUCAAUGACCAGAUACACCAGAAGUGCAAACCUUGGACAACCCGCUGCCCCCAUCCAAAUCAACACAUUGUUGCCAGCGGGGAUGCAGUCAGUGACAUUAAGUGCAGCACCAGUAAAAGCAACCACUCAGACCCUGUGGUAGUCACCUUGCCUUCAAGAAACACAGGAAUCAGCUUUGUUCCAGAAAACAGAGAUAACACAGGAUGGGUUGUAGCAGUCACCUGCGCUGGGUUUCUGGUCAUUGUCAUCAGCAUCAUCAGCAGCAUCAUGUUACACAAAAGUGUUCAAAAGAAACUACCCCCCAAGACCCCUAAUCCAUUCGGACCCAUCAUUCGGAAUCCCACUACAGAUGAGCCCCAGACCCUGGUAUCAUGCAGCUGCCAUCAGCCUCAGCAGGAGCAGGGAAGCAGCACCGAGUCUCUGACCUCUCAGGAGUCCAAAGCCCCACUCUUGAAUGAGAUCAGACUGAAUCAGACUCCCUAAAGACUAGACUCGGACAACAACCUAAUAAAUGGCCAUGAAUAGACUAUUGUCCAUUCAACUGUUGGGUACUUAAAUGUUACUCUCCUACGUCAAAACCUUUUUAACAUCAAAGAAGAAUGAAUGUGUAUGUUUUUCAAACGUGUCUACUUCAAUGUUAGUACAUUUGUUUUUUAAGAGUUUUGUUUUUACAGUUUUUACAGUACACGUGUCAACCAGUUAUGUGGAAUUAACGGUCUGGCAGAAGAGGAGGGGGAAUUCUGAAGGGGAAGAACAUCAGGUAUCUCAUAACCAUUUUAAACAUCUAGGGACUCUUGUUGGAUGACCGGUCCCAAUAUUUACAUGUAUGGGAACCACCCUGAAGUUAUUUGCAACAUUCAAAAGUAAUCCAGUCAUAAAACAUGGACAUCUAGUUAGACUUUAUGUAUAGUAAGAUAUUUGGUGAUGGCUUCUCUGUGUGACAAGUGACAUUUGUGUUAUGAAGUGCGAGGGAGGGCUGGGCCUUCUCUGUACAGUCAAGCAAAGGUGGGAGUUCAAACCACAGCGAGUCAUUGAGUGCUCACGUCUGUGUUCUUAGCCCCCAUGCCUCCCACAUGGGGUUCUACGUCAGGCAGCCUUUCUUGCCCUUUCCUGUAAAGGGUUUGACAUGCUCUUUAUAGUGAAUGAAAAUGUGUCAUUGCACAAGAUACCCUGAAGUUUAUUCUUGUACAUGGUGCAGAAGCAGUCAGGUAAAAAAGGACAUAAAGACACUUUUGAAAAGAGCUAUUCGAAUCAUUAGGCCUACUUUUACAUUUUGUAAGGAACUCGACCUUAGACAGUAUGUGUGAUGUUUUUUUAUUUGUAUCUGAUUUAAAGUCCACAUAAUCUCAUUUACUUCCAUGAUAUAAUGUAGACACGUCCUUUAAACAAGUGCAGCAGUGUACAUGACACUGCAUAAUAAUAGGAAAGGAGGACUUUCCCAUGGGACUCUUUUUACAAUAGAGUUUCCCCAGUAACUGUAAAUGUCAUGAGAAAGGUCAGAUUGCUUUUAUCAUGUGUUAAUGCAACAGAGCUUAAUAUAACACGCGUUAUACCAUAAAAGACUUGAUAUGAUCAAGAACCAAGUUCUCCUUUUCACAACCAAUUUGUAGUUUCAGGGUGUUCCCUGUUCAGUCUUGUUAAAUCAUAUCUCCAUUUGGAAAGAGUGUUUAUGAAUUACUUCUUAUGAUGUGACUAAAUAGUAUGCCAGGUCUGUGAUUAAAUGUCAAAACCUGUAAUGCCUCAAUGUUUCUGGUGAUCGGGUAUUGAAGAAACUUCUUACAUUCCUGUGUGGAUGUGUCAUACUAAAGACAGGGUAAAUAGAUAACAUGACUCAUAUAAAGGGGUUAGUUUUGGGUAGAGUGCCCAGGUAUAUAUGUUAGCACUUUUAAUGUUAUAUAUGUUAGGACUUUUAAUCUUUUAGAUCUUAAUCAGCCUUUAACAGCUGACAAAGGUAGAGGCGGACCUUUCAGUAGAGUUUAACAGCUACACUUCAAUACUCUAAAAUAGCAAUGGAACAUCAUUGAGUAGGUUCAAAAGACUGAUUGAGGUCACAGAAUGGAAACGUUUACAUAGUGUUGUAACGUGAAUGAAUCAUGAGUCCAAAGUGCUGAUGAGUCAUACAUGAGUAAUACAGUAGCCUAGCCCUGAAACUGAGAACUGUUAGAUACAGGUCUCUAUGGAUCAAGACUAGAUGGGUUAUUAAACAAUGGUGUGUAUACAGUCAUGUAUGUAUAUCUAGAAAUAUUAUUGGUCAUUGUUACUAUUUAUUAGUUCAUAUUUUCAGAGUGUAUGUUUUCUAGGCAAUGCAAUUUCAAGUUUUGAUAUUAGUGAAUAAAAAGUAUAUUUUCUUGUU